CACAGCCUUUCUGUUCGGCGCGUCACGGUUUGGUCGCACCUACUGGGAUCUCUUAUCGCAUACGACGCUUCUUCAUGAUGUGGAAUUGUAUGGUGUUCGGCGUCAAUAUUGAUUCCUAGCUUGGCUCUGGGUAGGGCAUUGACGCUGUGGAUCACAGAUGAGAAUCGGUGGGUUUCAUGUGGCAUUUUCCGAAGGUAUUUCUCUUGAGGAUACAGCUGUUCUGUUGCAGGUCAACAGAUUGCCCAGACCAUGAUAUGUCCUUAGUGCAAUUCAGAGCAAAUAUGAUCAUCUUACAAGAGCAACACCGGCGAAAGCGAGAACUCUCCAUUCACUCAAUGAUGCACCCAUUUAGGAAUACUCCGCAGCAUGGGAGAUCGCAUUCAGAUGUAACACGACUUGAGUGGGACAGCAGCCCAGACAGCCAACCCCUUGCCUGUUGCCUGCAUUGACUGAUUGAUAGUCCCCCCCCUCCCAUCCAUCUGCCGUGAUUGACCGCCUAGAUGUGGACGAUUACCAAAAGCUUCAAAAUUCGUCCG
Aspergillus fijiensis CBS 313.89 is the source of this 536-nucleotide messenger RNA. RefSeq lists its product as uncharacterized. The record is from RefSeq and is a predicted model, not a curated record. The transcript has a single exon. Bases 177 to 449 code for a protein of 90 amino acids. Lineage: Eukaryota; Fungi; Ascomycota; Eurotiomycetes; Eurotiales; Aspergillaceae.